Messenger RNA from Pseudomyrmex gracilis, 1878 nucleotides. Its product is annotated as cytochrome P450 4C1-like. The transcript is spliced from 12 exons. The coding region runs from base 149 to 1681 and encodes 510 amino acids. The record is from RefSeq and is a predicted model, not a curated record. NCBI's taxonomy places the organism in Eukaryota, Metazoa, Arthropoda, Insecta, Hymenoptera, Formicidae. Gene Ontology annotation, molecular function: oxidoreductase activity, acting on paired donors, with incorporation or reduction of molecular oxygen; monooxygenase activity; iron ion binding.
GGAUAACGACAGUUUGUAUUAAAAAUAACGACAGUUAUUUUUAAUAUAAAAAACAUAAAAUAACUUUGUAGUAUCAUAUCACCUAAGAAGAUCUAAAAGAACGUAUACUACAAGAGAAAACACAGUAAACGUAUAACGUCACAAAACAAUGAUUAUUAUUGUAGUAUUGGUUAUUAUACUUCUUGUAUCAAUACAUCAUUAUUAUGUACAUUAUGGAAAAAAAGGACGACUUCUAAAUCUUCUUCCGGGACCGCCACCUUUACCAGUAUUAGGAAACUCACUUCUCUUCAACGUGUCAAUUGACGAAGUAUGGAACAAAAUAUUGGAAAUAGUUGAUCAAUACUAUCCAAUCGUAAGAAUAUGGUUGUUUCAUUUACCAUGGAUAGGAAUACGUCAUCCAGAUGAUAUUCAGGCUAUAUUGGGCAGCACGAAACAUAUUGAAAAAAGUCUUAUAUACAGCGUAUUUCAUCCAUGGCUUCAAACAGGUCUUUUCACAAGCGGAGGUAGCAAAUGGCGUACACGACGAAAAAUAUUAACACCGACAUUUCAUUUUACUAUAUUAAACCAGUUUAUUGACAUUUUCAUUGAAGAAAGCAAUCGCAUGGUUACAUCUUUAAAAAAAGCUAGAGAACCGGUUGUAAAAGAUUUACUAUCAUUUACAAACAAACAUAUGCUAAACAUAAUAUGUGAAUCAGUUAUGGGUAUCACUUUAGAAAAUUCUACCGAAUCACAACAAUAUCGAAAUGCUUUUCAUGCGAUAUUUGAAAUCAUGUUUUACAGGUUUCUAAGGCCCUGGUUGUACAAUGAAUGGAUAAUUGCAUUGUUACCAAUAGGAAGAAAACAAAGAAAACUUGUGAGCAUUUUGCACAGCUUCACAGAAAAAAUUAUUGCAAAAAGGAAACAGUAUCACAAACUCACUGAUGGUCGAUAUUUAAAAAAUAUCGAAAAUGAUACAUCUGCAAAAGUAGAUGAUACAGAAAUCAUUGGAAUCAAAAAAAAACGGCUCGCUAUGUUGGAUUGUUUGAUAUCCAUGUCACAAGAAAAUAAUUUAACCGAUUCAGACGUUAGGGAGGAAGUCGAUAUCUUUACAGCUGCGGGACAUGAUACUACAUCAAUAACGGCAAUGUUUGCUUUAAUGUUGUUAGCCGAACAUAAGGAUAUUCAGGAUCGCGUUAGAUUAGAAGUUAAUACUAUCUUCAAAGAAAAUAACGAUAAAUUUACCAUGUCGUCGCUGCAAAAUCUAUCUUAUUUAGAAAGAUGUAUUAAGGAAACACUGCGUUUAUAUCCAAGUGCGGCUAUAAUAGCGAGAGUGACAACGGAAGAUGUAAAAUUACAAUCAUACAUAGUACCUGGUGGAACAAAUAUAUGUAUUCAUAUCUACGCCGUGCACAGAGAUCCUAAAUUGUGGCCCAAUCCAGAGAUAUUUGAUCCAGAUCGAUUUUUACAGGAAAGAAGCAAAAAUCGCCAUCCCUAUUCUUAUUUACCGUUCAGUGCAGGACCUCGAAAUUGCAUAGGUCAACGAUACGCUUUGUUAGAAUUAAAAGUUAUACUUGCUUUGUUGAUACACAACUUUUAUUUAGAGCCUGUCGACUAUUUAAAAGAUGUAAAACUACGNUAUACCGCACUGAUUNAGCCUACUAAGCCAGUUUCUAUAAGAUUUGUUCCAAUUGAAUCGUUAUAAUUAAUCCACUGACAAAAAUAAAUAAAAUCUAAUUUUGUCUAAGUACACAAGCAAAACAAUCUCAUACAGCACAGAACUUUCCGGUUAUGUUGCUACAAUGUUACGUCAUUGCAAAUUGCAAUGUAAUGUAACAGCAAUAUUAUAAAAUCAUUGGAAUUGCAAUAAAACAAUAACAAUAUUGCGGCAAUGUUUCAAAA